AUGACGAGCUUCGUGGUGGACUUUCUUGGCUCCUACGGUAGUACGCCUCAAUUGUCAUGGGCAACCGUGGCUGUUGUGACCAUAUUUGGGACGUACAUAUUCGACAUUGGCUCGAAAUUAUACCGUGACCAUAGGCUUCGAAAAAUCGGCUCACCUGCAAAACUCGUUCCCUUUAUCGCUCCUCUCGGUCUCGAUGUCGCAAUCUACUCCUUGUACCGAUUCUUCACCAAUACCUACUUCGAACUCGUUUCAAAAUGGUUAGAUGCAUCGCCCGGCCGCACUGUUGAGAUGCGCAUGUUUGCGCAGGGCCUUAUUUUUACGGACGAGCCCGAAAAUAUCAAGGCCAUCAUGUCCACGCAAUGGUCUAGCUUCGGCAAGGGGGAGGUCACCAGGCGCAUUUGGGCCAACAUGAUCGGCCAAAGACAGAUUUUUGCCAUUGACGGCGAACAUUGGCACAAAGCGAAAGCGCUCCUCCGUCCCCAUAUCGGCCACGCUCGUCCUGAUGACCUUAUCAAGACGGAACGCCAUGUGCAGAGAUUGUUUGAGCGUUUCUCCCGUGGGGAGGUCCUCGAAGUGUAUGAUUGGAUUGACCGAUUUCAACUUGAUGUGACGACCGACAUUUUCUUUGGCGAGUCAGCCGAUUCCAUUGUUUCCGAACCUCCUUUCCGUGCGGCAAUGGAUGUGCUGCUUCCCAUAAACACGGCUCGCAUGUUAUUCGGGACGAAGGCCUUUUACGCACCAGAUACCCUGCUUGCGCCCCAGGCUCUGAAGGUGCUCAAGGCUUACACCGACUCGCUUACCGACCGAGCCUAUGCAAGAGAUUUAUCCCAGAAAAGGCCCUCAGAGUAUAAUCUACUCGAUGACUUGGAUAUCAAAGAAGCACUCAUGUCGGUCAUGCUGGGCGGCAAGGAUCCCUCCUCGAUUCUAAUCACUUGGGCAAUCUUCUUACUGGGGAAACACCCGGAUGUUAUGACAAAGACGCAAGCCCAAGUCCACAAGGUGUGUGGAACACGGCCACCUACGGCUUCUGAACUCAAAGAAAUGACAUACUUGAGACACGUCAUCAACGAAACCUUCCGAUUGCAUCAUCCGUUGGGCAUGAACAUGCGAAUGGCUCUAGAUGACGUUUCGUUACCCACCGGAGGUGGUAAAAGCGGCAAAGAGUCUCUGGCCGUUGUCAAAGGCUCGAGCAUCAUCUAUUCGCUGAUGGGUAUGCAGCGGCGCAAGGAUAUAUUUGGCGACGACGCAGAGGGUUUCCGUCCCGAGCGUUGGGAAGAAACAGAUAUUCAACGCUGGCACUUUGUCCCCUACAACCACGGACCGCGCAUGUGCAUGGGCCGCAACUUUGGUCAGCAACAAAUGGAGUACGUCUUGGCCCGAAUUUGCCAAGAGUUCAUGGAGAUUCGCGUUCCGGACGGCCAGCGCGAGCAACAGGUCAAGAUUGAAUUAAACUGCAAGAUGGCACACCCCUGUAUGUGCGAGUUUGCCAAACUCGCUGUUCACGAUGGGCAUUUUGGUGCGCAAUGGUCGGACCAUGUCGGCAUGGGAUAG
Molecule: messenger RNA, 1551 nt
Organism: Metarhizium album ARSEF 1941
Lineage: Eukaryota; Fungi; Ascomycota; Sordariomycetes; Hypocreales; Clavicipitaceae
Product: cytochrome P450
Exons: 13
Coding region: 1-1551 (516 amino acids)
Molecular function (GO): iron ion binding; monooxygenase activity; oxidoreductase activity, acting on paired donors, with incorporation or reduction of molecular oxygen
Source: RefSeq, a predicted model, not a curated record